ACAAACAAAAACAGACAAUAGCGUUUUGAUACUGCGUGAAAUGGCACUUAAGAGCACAUGAGAACAACCACGUGAAUUAGUCAAGUUUAGUUUGACAUUUCGAGGUUUUAACCAUGGCAGUCGAUCUGGGAUUCGUGGAAAAAUGUGAGAGUUGGCGACUCGAAAGCAGAUUCUACCCUAAUAAAGUAGGUGGCAAGCCGGCCUGGCUCGAUCUGAAAAGUAUUCUUGGUAAAGACGACUUGGAGUGCGAUUACUGUGGUGAUCCAUGUGUGUUUCUCUGCCAAAUUUAUGCACCGUACGAAGAAGACUCUAACGCAUUUCACAGAACUGUCUAUAUCUUUGUGUGCAAGAACGCCAAUUGUUGUAGACCGAAUCAGAAUGGGAACCUAAAGGUCUUCCGAUCGCAGCUAAGUAGAAUAAAUGAUUUUUAUCCGGCUGAACCACCUAUGGAACAGAAGGACUGGAGAAUGGAUAUUGAUGUAUCUCAAUGGGUAAAAACAUGCUGCGUAUGUGGAAUUUUAGCGCCUAAUCACUGUGGCAAAUGUAAAGUGGUCAAUUAUUGUUCUCGUGUACAUCAAGUGUGUGAUUGGAAGAAUGGACAUAAAGAUAUAUGUGGUACUGAAGCAAAAAAUGACAGUAGAUUCCUGUUUCCUGAGUAUGAGAUUGUGAUAGAGGAUGACAUCACUGUAAUAGAAAAUAUCAAACAGAAUGAUCCUGAUAGUGAACACAAAGAAAUUGAAAAAUACAAUGCAAUGAUACAGGAUGGCAAAGCUGGAACGUUUCAGAAUGAAGAUGUUAACAAUGAUUUACUACAGAUGGCUAACGAUGAAAAGGAUAAAAUGUUUGCAAAGUUUCGUUUAAAAAUAGAUGAUUAUCCAGAUCAGAUUUUAAGAUAUGAUAGAGGAGGAAAGGUUUUAUAUAUUUCAUCACAUGGACAAAUAACAGAUGUACCAAAAUGUCCAGAAUGCAAUGGCGAUAGACAGUUUGAAUUUCAAAUAAUGCCGCAACUAUUAAAUUUUCUCGACUUAAAAGAUGUUAUGAAAUGCCUUGAUUGGGGAAUAUUGGCCGUUUUCACAUGUAAACAAUCUUGCAUACCUAAGAAUAAGUAUAUAAAAGAAUAUAUAUGGAAGCAAGACAUUGUACAAGAAGAAAGUGAAUCGAGAAUAAAUCAGAAUAUGUGA
This is a messenger RNA of Cyphomyrmex costatus, 1181 nucleotides long. It is a transcript of the gene Zfrp8, whose product is annotated as Zinc finger protein RP-8. The record is from RefSeq and is a predicted model, not a curated record. Lineage: Eukaryota; Metazoa; Arthropoda; Insecta; Hymenoptera; Formicidae. The transcript is spliced from 5 exons. Gene Ontology annotation, cellular component: cytoplasm; nucleus. Bases 114 to 1181 code for a protein of 355 amino acids.